This is a messenger RNA of Oryctolagus cuniculus (rabbit), 9286 nucleotides long. Lineage: Eukaryota; Metazoa; Chordata; Mammalia; Lagomorpha; Leporidae. The record is from RefSeq and is a predicted model, not a curated record.
CUUCCGCUGGUUCACUCUCCAGAUGGCUGCAAUGGUUGGAGUUGGGCCAGGCUGAAGCCAGGAGCCAGGAACUCCAUCUGUGUUUUCCACAUGGGUGGCAGGGGCCCAAACACUUGGGCCAUCUGCUGCUGCUUUUCCCAGGCCAUUAGCAGGGAGCUGGAUGGAAAGUGGAGCAGCUGGGACAUGAACUAGCACCCAUAUGGGAUGCCAGCCCCAACCUGUUGGAGUUUUGUGCUUCUUCCUUUUUAUUUUUUUGGAUAGAGAGAUUUGCGCAUGUGUAAGUGUUAGUAAAGAACCAAGGGAGAGGGUAUGGCAGAGAGGUCCAGCUAGACAGUGAUUUAAAAGGUUCUGUUGGAUUUAGCCCUAGGCUAGAAUGAGCCGUAUCUGUGAGAGGAGUCUCAGGGAGACUCAUUGCUGCGGGCCAGAAGCUGGCUAGGGGAGGUAGUGCUCAACCCUGAUGACCGAGAGGACAGCAGGCCAUGAAGUUAACUGGAGCAGGGUGGGGUUUGUUUGUUUGUUUGUUUUAGCAGUGACUUUCCCUUCUUGCUUAAAUGUUUAUUAAGAACAUAUGCUUUUUCUGGGACUGGUUGGUCCUUUUCUGGGUGGGCUCCUCUCGGCACAGCCUACCCUUUCCCUGAGUAGUGGGUGCCUCCUGAGGCUGUAUUGUCCUGGUCACUGCCUGUCCCCUCCUCAGCUGUGCUGUCCUCCCAACCUAAGGGAACAGUGUCUCCUGUCAGAGCUUUCUCGGCCACUUAUCUCAAGGCCAGCUUUGUUUCUUUGUUUUGUGUCAGAGCUAGACUCCUGUCUUAGAUGUCCUGAGAAUAGAAUAAUUUUUCCUUACUCGGGUUUCAUUCUGAAACCUUAGGUGCCAGCUUUGUUCUCUCUUUUCUCUUUCCCUGGAUGGGUGCCUGUUUGUUCUCUUGGAGGUUAGCUCUUUUCGUCUGUGGACUCUUUUCUUCCCUCCUCUUUUUCAAAUUUUAAAUGGUCCAAACAUGCCAGGGUGUUUUCCUCCUCUCUUUGGUCCACUGCUAGAACCCCUAGACUUGGCUCUCAGCACAGCAUCUGGGAUCAUUUCUCAGCUGUGUACUCCUGACAUUUUGGAGCAGUGGUCUUGAAGUUGAGCUCAAGAUAUCUUCAAAAAUAUGUGUUAUGUAUUCCUGAAUCUUUUGGCUGUUUGUUUUCCUCCUUCCUUCCUUCCUUCCUUCCAUCCAUCCAUCCAUCCAUCCAUCCAUGUGUGAAUGUCUGCAAAGUGUCAGACCCUGUUUUAGUUACUGGUGACAAAACGUUUGACAUGAACAAGCUCCUGCCUGCUCACGUUUAUGUGAGGUAGAAUAGAAUAAGCCAUCUUACCCCCUGCUGAACCAGCCCAUUGUGGGCAGGAACCAGGGGGUGCGGUGGCUCGGACUGCAUUAGCGCUUGGUGGAUGUGUGCAUCCUGCCUGUCAGAUAACCUUUUUGGCCUUGGUGUCCAGGUUCCUGUUUCUGUUCUCACCUGAGUCCCCACUGAUAGUGCUCACUGCCUUCUCCCAUUGGCUAUCUUCUCAUGGCCUUUGGGAUCUGUUGUCUUUGAGGAUUUCUGUUUUCUAGCAAUGCAGAACUGUAUUGGAUUUUUAAAAGUUACCCCAGUCCAUGCUGAUGAUUUUUAUGACCAUGCUGCAGCAGUUCCGUUUUGGUUUAUUUUGAAGCUUCCCCUCAUUUUGUGCACACAAAGAGCUCAGUGGAAUUAUAUUGCAAUUCAAAAGUAUAGACGUCAUUGACUGUGGACUAGCAUUGUGUGACUGCAUUUUGUCAGGUAAAUGGGUGAAGUGCAUAUUCCCACUCAACAAUUUUUUUUUAUUUAUUUGAAAGAUAGAGAAUCUUCCAUCCACUGGUUCACUCCUUAAAUGGCUGCAAGGGCCAGAGCUGGGCCAAUCCAAAACCAGGAGCCAGGACCUUCUUCCGGGUCUCCCACGUGGGUGCAGGGACCCAAACACUUGGGCCAUCCUCUGCUGGUUUCUCAGGCACAUUAGCAGGGAGCUGGGACUUGAACUGGCGCCCAUAUUGGAUGCUGGUGCUGCAGGUGGCAGCUUUACCUGCUACUCCACAUCACCGGUCCCUCAACAAAUAUUUUUAUGUUGACCAAAAUUGUUGUGAACCGUGGUUCGUGGGGAUCUAAUAACCAGGACAGUGUCAUGGCAGUGUCACAUUUGGUCUGUAAUUUAAUUUAAUGUUGCCCUACUAUCACACUUAUUUUUUGGCUUCUCACAAUAUGGAAAUGAUAGGGCUGCCUUUGUGUUUUAGCCUGUUCUGUUACCAGGUCUGUCCUAGGCUCUCACCUGGACCAGUUAAUGCUCAGCGCUGACUUUGUGAUGCUGUUCUCUCCUAAGUAUGGAAGUUGUUUAUGGAGGGGCUUGUGGAUCUGAGUUGCUCCUUUUAGAGCAUGGAAGAGACUCUAGUCCACCUGGGGGGAUGGUAUUAACCAGAAAGAUGACACGGGGAGAGAGAGAGAGAGGGAGAAGUAUGUGCUCACGUGCUCAUUCUUUGAGGUGCUGGUGGCCAGCUCACAAUGAGGAGAAGGGGCUGAGUGUCCGUUUCUUCAGAAGCAACAUCUUACUUUUGGGAGGAAGAUUGUAAUUUUCCAAUGGUGGGCACAUGUCCAUUUCUCAUAAGUAGAAAAACACAUUUUUAUAAAAAUAACCAACCCUGUACAGUUUAAAAUAUAUACCUGUUCUUGAUUUUACAUUAUAUCUGUCUUCUUUUUUGUAUAUAUUUUAUAAUUACUUGGUCUGAUUUUUUGGUUUAAAAACCAGAAAUACACAGAAACUGCCAAAUCCCCUAGUCAGCUGUCUUCAGAUUUUAAUUAUGCAGUGCAAACAACAUUGUUUCCCAAGGCUUCACUAACAUGUGAAUUGUUCUUGAGAUUUCCCAUUGAGGAAGAUUAUUAAAAUGUUACUCCUUUGCAAAAGUUGGCAUUGCAAUUUAGAAUGGUUACAAUGUUUAUCAAUGAUAAUGAAGCUCCUACCUGAGUUGUAAUUAAAAUGUUCAUAGAGGCUCUACUGUUUGUCCAUUGUGGUACAUAAGCUUAAUUGAAAACUUCCAUUUCUGACAUGUCCAGUUCCCUCAAUAAUGCCCCUUUACAAAACACAUUGGGGCCAGUACUGUGGUGUACAAUGAAGCUGCUGCCUGAGAUGUUGACAUGCUGAAUGCUGGUUCAAGUCCCAGCUGCUCCACUUCUGAUCCAGCUCCCUGCUAAUUGCCUGGGAAAGCAGUGGAAGAUGGCCCAUGUACUGGGCCCCAGCACCCAUGUAGGAGACCUGGAAGAAGCUCCUGGCUUCGGCCUGACCCAGCCCUGGCUGUUGUGGGCCAUUGGGGAGUAAACCAGUGGAUGGAAGUUUUCUCUCUGUGUCUCUUAUUCAUUCUCCCUGUAAUUGUGUCCGUCAAAUAAAUAAAUCUUUAAAAAAUGAAACAAAUUAGAGAAAUUCCAAAACUGCAUGGCCUCAUUUGAAAGAAUUGCCUGAGAAAUCUUAAAAGUCCAUGUAAAAUGCAUGUCAUGGAAAACCUAUACAUGGAUUUCAAAUGUUUUUGCAUAAAAAUUAUCCCUUAAUUCAUUUUCUAUGAAUUUUUUGAAUUCCUCAUAUAGGGAUUAAGCACAGAAGGGUUUGAGACAGCUGUGUUAUAUGAAGCUGUGUUCAUGGUUACUCCCUCUUGCCAGUCAGUUUAGGAAUUGUGGCUUGAUUUCUUAGACUGUUUGGUUUCUAAUAAUCGUCAGGUUUCAUUUGAUACCUGCAUUUUAAUAUUUACUCAGCAUUCUUUCUCAUUGUGGAUACUGACAUAACUUAGAUGAACUUGUGUACAAAUGCAAGUUAUGAAGAGAAUAGAGUUCUAUUUAAAUGGAAUGUGUACUUUAUAUCCAGAUUUUCAUUGUCUAGGAAGCUUGUCAUUUCACUGAACAUAAACAGCAGAGGCUUUCUGUGUCUCUAGUCUCCAAUUUAAUAAGGUUGUGAAUUAGCUUAGAGGAAGUACUCAUAAGCUAAUGUAAAUAAGGAGAAUCAAAAAAGUACCUGAGAACCAGGCAUGGAAACAGUAAGACUGUGCUUUCUGUGAGGGCAUGGUCUCUGCAGCCAUGCUUAUUGACAGGAGGGCUGACUGCUUCCGUAAGUGCAGGGUUUCAGUGACUCAGCACCAGAAGCAUGUGCUGUUCACCCGUGUGGACGCUCAGGUUGAGUGGACUUCCGUGUGACUGCUCCCAUGAUCGGCCUUCUUCCCCACCCUGCUGCAGCCUCCCCAGGGACUGGGGAGCUAGUCCCGCCUGCAGGUGGGACAGGAGCAGAGCCCCAUAGGAAGUGCUGUGGACCAGCUCAUGUUAUUUCUCAUCGCUGGCUGUGCACAGACCUGGCCUCAGCUCAUGUACGUUGGGCUGGAAAGUGUAACAUGGCGAGGAACCUCUGGAGCAGAGGGGACAUGGUGUUGCUGGCAUAGCCAGUUGCUGCCCUAGGCUGACCAGGAACUUGGCUAAGCAUCGUGGUGGCCAGAGUGAAAGGGCACCAUCCUUUGUGUGGUAGUUUCACCAUCCAUGUCCCGUCCUUAGUGUGUUCCCUGAUUUCACAUGUGGGGCUUGGCAUUGCUUACAUUGAAAGGUGUAGUAGGUGAUAUGCUCAGUGGCAUUCUUAUGGCACAUAGAACAGUGGUUUUUGUAAGACUGACUAUUGGCCGGCGCCGCGGCUCACUAGGCUAAUCCUCUGCCUUGCGGCGCCGGCACACCGGGUUCUAGUCCCGGUCGGGGCGCCGGAUUCUGUCCCGGUUGCCCCUCUUCCAGGCCAGCUCUCUGCUGUGGCCAGGGAGUGCAGUGGAGGAUGGCCCAGGUGCUUGGGCCCUGCACCCCAUGGGAGACCAGGAAAAGCACCUGGCUCCUGGCUCCUGCCAUGGGAUCAGCGUGGUGCGCCAGCCGCAGCCAUUGGAGGGUGAACCAACGGCAAAGGAAGACCUGUCUCUCUGUCUCUCUCUCUCACUGUCCACUCUGCCUGUCAAAAAAAAAAAAAAAAAAAAAACUAUUGUAAAAUCCUUAAAUGAAGUAAAGAUGCAACUUCAAGAUGUAUCUACCCAAGGCCAAAUCAACAUGGUUUGUAUACGUUCUAGUGGUAAGAGUGAACAUAGUCAUUCAGGAGUAGAAUUGAUCUCAGAUGGGAUUUUUGGUGGAAGAUGUACUAGAAGAUUAAAGUUACUCGUCUGAUGGGCUUGGCGUGCCAGUAUUUUCCGUCAUCCAUUACAGUUGGCUCUAGAAACUGAGAGAGAUGGUUGACUAAUUCAGUCAGUCUGCUCCAUGCCAUGCUUGUUCUAGAGCAGAGGACGGCCAGCUACAGCCUGGGGACCACACCUGGCUGCUCACCUGAUUUUGCAAAGAAAAUUGUAUCAGAACACAGACCUGUCCCUUUAUUUGUACAUUGUCUGUGGUUGUGUUAGUGCUGCAAGGCAGAGCUGAGGAGCACUAAGUGCUAACAGACGUUGUUCAACCUGCGGAGUAUUAGACAUUUGCUGUCUGGUCUUUUGCAGCAAGAAUUCUCAACCGCUGUUUUGGAGGACAAAUUUUCUGCCUUUUCUUUAGAGGCCUGCAUUCUAGUGGAGGAGAAAGAUAACAGACAACAUAUAAAUAUAUGUAGUAGCAAUAGCUGUAAAGAAAAUCAAGAGGGAGAGCAUACCUUGACAUAUUUUUAAAACUCUUUUCAUUUGAAAGAUGUACAGAUAUAGAUAGAUAUCGUCCAUCUUCUGGUUCACCUUUAAAAUGCCUACAACAUCCAAAGCUCAGCCAGGCUGAAGCCAGGAGCCAAGAACUCCCAUGUGCGUGACAGGAACGACGCAGGGCCAGGGGCUGCAGCUGUGUACUCCCAUAUGGGAUGUGGGCAGCUGAGCUGCUGUGCCAAAAUGCCUGCUCCAGAGCCUGCUGCAGUUUUUGAUUGAGUGAUUGGGGAAGGCCUCCUUGAAGUCACCUUGGAGAAGGUGUGAGUGAGUGAAGGUGUGAGCCAGCCAGGCACCUCCUUUGGGAAGGAGUCGUAUCUGGGGGAGGGGGAGAGGAACAGCAAGAGCAAAGGCUCUUGAGUGCUGAGUGCAGCAGGGAGGGCGAUUUGGGAGUGAGGUGAGUACUUGGGGACAGAGGAAGUAAGGGCUGGGUCAUGUAGGGCCACAUAGACUGCAGUGGCCCUCGGGAUUUUAUUCUGAGUGAGACACCAGGCACUAGCCAGGUUUUCAGCACGAAUAUGUUACCAUUUGAUUUGCAUUGUAAAAGAAUACUGGGGCUGCUGUGUGGAGGAGACUCCUAGACAGGAGGAGGAGCCUGCCAGUGUUAGGUUCUGUGCUCCUGAGAUGAAUCAGUGCCUGCCCUCAAGGGGCUGAUGAUAUCACAGUGUGUGGGGGGGAUUCUCUGAUGUGCUGCUACAGGUGGAACAGCAAAAGGUGCCCAUGGGAGGGGUGCCUGUUCCAAACUGGGAGGUGAUGCCUGGCUGAGAACUUAGAGGUACAAAGCAUGAUUCUGAUUCUAUACCUGAGCUCUGAGAUUGUUGCGAGGACUCCUUGGAUGCGAGAAUCACCUUGAACUGUGUGACCACAUGGACAGGUGGUUAGCCAGACCAUCAGACAUUCUGCUAAAGCACAGUUUUAAUUUUGAUUGCUGUCACUACUAAUAUCUGAGCCAAAAGUGGUAAUGCCACCUGAGGGAAAUCGCUGAGACCCCCUGAGUCAACAACUACCUGGUUUUGAGCCAUGCCUUUAGUGAAGAGGAACAUUGAACCCCGGCACUUGUGCCGGGGAGCUCUGCCCGAAGGGAUUACCAGUGAGCUUGAAUGUGUAACCAACAGUACUCUCGCUGCCAUCAUACGCCAGCUAAGCAGUCUGAGCAAACAUGCUGAAGACAUAUUUGGUGAGUUGUUUAAUGAGGCCAACAACUUCUACAUCAGAGCAAAUUCUCUUCAAGACAGAAUUGAUCGCCUUGCUGUCAAAGUUACCCAGCUGGAUUCCACAGUGGAAGAGGUGUCACUACAGGAUAUCAACAUGAAGAAAGCUUUCAAAAGUUCCACAGUCCAAGACCAGCAGGUGGUCUCCAAGAACAGCAUUCCCAACCCUGUCGCUGACAUUUACAACCAGAGCGACAAGCCACCACCCCUGAAUAUCCUGACACCGUACAGAGAUGAUAAGAAAGAUGGGCUGAAGUUCUAUACUGAUCCAUCCUAUUUCUUUGACCUCUGGAAAGAAAAAAUGCUACAGGACACGGAAGACAAAAGGAAAGAGAAAAGGCGUCAGAAGGAGCAAAAGCGUAUAGAUGGCACCACCCGUGAGGUGAAAAAGGUUAGAAAAGCCAGAAACAGGCGCCAGGAGUGGAAUAUGAUGGCGUAUGACAAAGAGCUUAGACCCGACAACAGGUUGUCUCAGAGCGUGUGCCACGGCGCAUCUUCCGAGGGAUCCCUGUCCCCAGACACUAGGUCUCACGCAUCGGAUGUCACGGAUUACUCUUACCCGGCCACUCCCAAUCAUUCUCUACACCCCCAGCCGGUGACCCCGUCCUACGCAGCUGGUGAUGCAGCACCACAUGGGCCCGCAACCCAGGCCCCCGAGCACGAGUACCGGCCCCCCUCAGCCUCGGCCAGGCACAUGGCCCUCAACAGACCUCAGCAGCCGCCGCCCCCGCCGCCCCCACAGGCCCCAGAGGGGUCGCAGGCCUCGGCACCGAUGGCUCCAGCAGAUUUCGGGAUGCUCCCAGCGCAGAUAAUAGAAUAUUACAACCCGUCAGGACCACCUCCGCCGCCGCCUCCACCCAUGAUUCCUUCAGCACAAACUGCCUUUGUCAGCCCCCUCCAGAUCCCCAUGCAGCCCCCAUUUCCUGCCUCAGCUGGCUCCACAUACUCAGCUCCUCCUCAUCCACCUGCCGCAGGGCUCCUGGUCACAGCGCCACCUCCCCCCGGCCCGCCCCCUCCCCCACCGGGCCCCCCUGGCCCUGGCUCCUCUCUGUCGUCUUCCCCGAUGCACGGCCCCCCAGUGGCUGAGGCAAAGCGUCCAGAGCCUGCGCAGCCGCCCAUCAGCGAUGCGCGAAGCGACCUCCUUGCUGCUAUUCGGAUGGGAAUUCAGCUGAAGAAGGUGCAGGAGCAGCGGGAGCAGGAGGCCAAGCGGGAGCCCAUUGGGGACGACGUGGCCACCAUCCUGUCCAGACGCAUUGCCGUGGAGUACAGCGACUCCGACGACGACUCGGAGUUUGACGAGAACGACUGGUCCGACUGAGGCCGAGCAGGCGGCCGCAGGUUGCAAGUGUCAGGAGGGUUGUACGUGGGCUCAGCACCCCAGUAGUGGUGUGAUAAUCCUGUAGCUUAGCACCUUUUGUAUUCACAAUGUGGUAUUGCUUCUGCACAUCCAACAAUUCCAGGUUUUUUCAGUAUUUACUGUGUAAUACUUAAGUGCCACUACACAUAGCAAAUCUUGCUGCACACGAGGAAAUACGCUGUAACUAUUGCAUUGUCCUCAAAACAGCACCUUGCUUCCCCUCGGCCGUGAAAGUAUUUAGUGCAGUUUGGGUUUACUCUCUAUCGAUCCUUACAGUUCUGCAGACUUGCUGUGUGUUUGUGAAACUGCCUGGCUUUGGGUCUUGGCAAGAUUAAUGACUGUGUGUCAGUGUGAUGUCUUCCAAUCAGUAAGUGAUAUUGUUUUCCAUCCAGGGAUUUUUUUUCCCUUUCUUUGUAAAAAUGUGUUUCCAAAGUUGGUUCUGCAGGGAAGGGUUUAGCAACACAGAAGAACCAAAUAUUUCUGCCUCCAGUUUCUCUGCUUGGCGGCCCCUGACUGAAUUUGAAUGCUCCAUUGAGUACUCUCAUUGCCUUUGCACACGCUUGUCAGACGUGGAAUCGGAAGGGCCCUCUCGGGGCAGGCCCCCCGGCAUUUGCCUGGUCAGUGCUUGUUGAUGAUCUUUGUGCAAGGAUUCAGCAGCUCCGUCAGGGUAAAGGAUCUGGGUGCUUUCUCCUUCGAGGGGCCUGUCAGGAUGCCAGUCAGAACACUGGCCAGCCCUCACAGUCCAGGAGCCCGCUGGCUGGGACAGCUGCGAGUGUGCAGGAGCUGCCCAGUGCGGCCCAGGGUGCAGCGCCCCUCCUGCCCCCUUUCCGGGUUAGCUGUGACCUAAGUGUGGUGGCCAGGGUUCGUGGCUCCUCCUCCACGCACAAAGAGAGGGCGUCAGAUGGCACCUCGCUCCACUGUCUGGAUCUGCAAAGCUCAGGUCUGGGUGAAAGGAGAUGCUAACAGCUAUUUCUUCACUUCUCUCGGUGCUGUGGCCAGAUUAGGGA